AUGAAAAUGCCAUGUAUGAACGAUUGGCUAGAAAUAGCAAAUAAAUUCGAAGUAUCUGCUAAUUUCCCUCAUUGUGUCGGUGCUGUAGAUGGAAAGCACAUCAGAUCGCCGAUAGUGGCUACAACUUUUUUUAACGUCGGUGCUUAUGGAAAGGAUUGUGAUUCAGGUGUAUUUAAAGAUACAGCUUUCUGGCACAACAUGAUUAACAAUACUUUGAACUUGCCAGGACCUGCUUCCUUACCUAAUACCAACAUUGCUUUGCCAUAUGUAUUCGUAGGCGAUGAAGCAUUUGCACUACAUCAGAAUUUUCUGCGCCCAUAUAAUAGUCAACAGCUUGAUGCAGAAAAAUCCGUUUUUAAUUAUCGGUUAACAAGAGCGAGACGAUAUGUAGAAUGUACCUUUGGGAUACUGGCCAAUAAAUGGCGAAUUUUUCAUCGACCUUUAAACGUGUCAUUGGAUUUGGCUGUUGAUGUUGUGAAAGCUUGUUGUUUACUGCAAAAUUUUAUACACAAAGAGGAGGGUGUAAAAGGGGUGCAAGAAUCUCUAACUCACACCGAGUUAGAGGAGUUUUUGCCAUUUGAUUCUACAGAAAUAGUUCCUACAACAGCUAAUGAUAUACGUGACAAAUAUAAGGAGUAUUUUAAUUCUGAAUAUGGCAGUGUACCAUGGCAAAAUAAUUAUUGUUAA
Pieris macdunnoughi is the source of this 687-nucleotide messenger RNA. The record is from the annotation of a GenBank genome assembly. NCBI's taxonomy places the organism in Eukaryota, Metazoa, Arthropoda, Insecta, Lepidoptera, Pieridae.